GUGCCAAAGGUUCGCCACCACGGGGCUAGAAGGUGACUGCCACCUCCCCUCUAUGGAUUGAAGGUUAGGCAUCAUGCUCAGAAACAUUUUUUAGCUGCUCCGUGGGAAACUGCGUGCCGGAGAAUGUCGACAAACAGUGUUGUUCUUUGUAUUGUCGAAGGCUUUCCCAGCCGGAAUCACUGGAGUGUUGUGGGGUUUCUGGGCCGUAUGACCGUGUUCCAGUAGCAUCUUCUCCUGAUGUUUCGCCUGCAUUUGUGCUAGGGAUGUUUAGAAUUUAUAUGCCCCUUUGUACUACUGUUUUUUUUAGAGCUUUAUCAGAAAUGAGGUAACGGCAGCUAUCUGGGGAGCCCCCAGAAGGGCCGAGAUGCAGAUCUGCGAGGGGUAGCCAAAGACAGUGGAUGAAAACCAAUUGCUGGAGGGUUCGGCCAAAUAUUUGACCAGCAGGUUUGUAGUCCUCUUUAGGGGUUGGGGUCUCCAGCCUGCCCUCAUUGGUUUCUUGCCUCCUUCAGCUCUCCUAGGGCCCAGGACACAAUGACAGCAAAGAGUCCAGCCGGCCAGUGUCAGCUGAAAGAGUUUGAGAGCGUCCACGACUCCCUCGUGGAUAUCAUCGGACAGCUACGUGACAUCGACCCCAGCCGCCUCUCCUUCUCACCCUUCCUUGACCUGGACACCCAGAUCUCCUUGGCCCCCAUCUCCGACAGCCCUGAAUCUUCGUUGGAAGAGCUUCACUCUACCGAGAAUGAGGAAGACAAGGAGGGGAACGUUUGCAGUCUUGUCGCGGUGCAGGUUCCAGAACUGGCAACGGUGGACCACGUGGGUAGGUUUCAGAAUCCUGUGACCCAGAAGAAUCCUGGGCCACCAGAAGCGAUGGAUGGAUCUAGAAAUCUGGUGGAGGAUGCUACUCUUCAAGAUGGGGUCCAGACCGUAGCCAUCAGAAUGCCCAGUGAGACGUCAUUUCUGGAUGCUGUCCAACCGCUAUCAGGAAGCCCACAGACACCUGUGGCACAGCAGGGCCAACUUGAGGUUCUAGACUCGCCCGAUCACCACGAACAUCAGCCCUUCCUGGAGGUGGAAGCCACACGGCACGUUUCCUGCCACAGUUUGGAGGACUCCGCCCCACGUUCCUGUGGCGGGAGAGGCAAGUGUUGUCGUGGCUGCUCCAGUGACCACAUGAAGGCCGUGGCUUCCGCCUUUGUGGCCCUGCUGCUUGCGCCGUGGUUCCUGUAUGGGUUUUACUACUUCCUGCCUCUCCAAGCUCCCACCUGUCCAGAACUCGCCAGCCGAAUGGCAUUUGCUCUGCGCUGCCUUUUGAUCGCCGGCAUUCCUAUCCUGCUCGGCAUCACUUUGAGGGCCUCUUCGGCCUUGUGCCUGGGCAGCCUUGGUCCGCUGGACACCUGCUCCCGAACAGUCCUGCUCCAUCAGAUGUUUGUUGCAGCCUCUGUGGACCAGUUUGCCAUCUUCUGCCUCAACUUGGUGGUGACGGCCACCUUCAUCCCUCAGGAACAUCUCCGCCUCAUCCCCAUCUUUGCUGGGCUGUUUUCUGUUGGCAGGUUCAGCUACUGGGUGACGUUGCAUCUCUGCAGUGCCUACCGAGGUUUCGGGUUCGGCCUGUCCUUCUUCCCCAACCUCGCCCUGAUGGCCUACAACCUCUUCUGCCUCUACGUGGUAUGGCUUUGGUUUUUCGUGGCUCGCCCCGCCGGGUUACAUCCCCCCCUGCUCUGCCUGCCCGACACUCGGCGAUUGUCUCGGCGGGUGAAUGAUUUCUCCGCCACAAACUUCAAAAUUAAGAUACCCUGCUUUUUUUUCUUCAUCCCUGCACUGACUUUCCAGGGCAGCUCUUUGGUUUCUCCGAAGCAGCCCUGUGAUUGUGCAACGGAACAUCUCUGGACAGGCAUUGGGAGAAGCAGGCGUAACCCAGGACAAGACACACUUAAAUCUUGCCAUAAACUCAGCAGACUGAUGCAGGUGACGUUUUCUUUCUGUGUCAAUCCCUUCUCUGCCAUAUGAUGAUUAGAGCCCUGGCGUCCUUUACAAGGAACAAAAAUCAACCGGGCAUAAAUAUAAACCAAUGGACAGGUUUGGCAACAACCCCAAAAUAAACGCCCAAUGCAAGGAAUAGUGCAAUUGGAUUUAUGAUAACUAUAUUCUUAGUCACAACUAUAAAUAUCCUAUAACUUAGCAACAUGCAAAUAUACAGGUAAGUUCAGAACAUUGAAAUAUAUCAGCCAAAUAUAACUGGGCGUCUCAUUAAUUAGAGACUUCGAGAUCAGAGUCUAUGUGUGUGUGGUGUGAGAGGCAA
Sphaerodactylus townsendi is the source of this 2299-nucleotide messenger RNA. RefSeq lists its product as uncharacterized. The coding region runs from base 532 to 2007 and encodes 491 amino acids. The record is from RefSeq and is a predicted model, not a curated record. NCBI's taxonomy places the organism in Eukaryota, Metazoa, Chordata, Lepidosauria, Squamata, Sphaerodactylidae. Gene Ontology annotation, cellular component: trans-Golgi network membrane; lysosomal membrane. The transcript is spliced from 3 exons. Gene Ontology annotation, biological process: regulated exocytosis.